Messenger RNA from Arachis duranensis, 3428 nucleotides. Its product is annotated as nuclear pore complex protein NUP96. The coding region runs from base 164 to 3238 and encodes 1024 amino acids. Gene Ontology annotation, cellular component: nuclear pore. The transcript is spliced from 6 exons. NCBI's taxonomy places the organism in Eukaryota, Viridiplantae, Streptophyta, Magnoliopsida, Fabales, Fabaceae. The record is from RefSeq and is a predicted model, not a curated record. Gene Ontology annotation, molecular function: structural constituent of nuclear pore. Gene Ontology annotation, biological process: nucleocytoplasmic transport.
UUCGCAUUCUUGUUCGUCUGGAAGCCACGUUGCUCUGCUUCAAACUCUGCGACCAACCCGCGGGCUCCACUCAGCCGUCGAACUGCUCUCUGUUGUCCCCGCCGGAAUUGUGUUGGAUUUGUAAGUUUUGAAGAGCAACAUGUCACUUUGAACAGGCCGUGUGAUGGAAUUUGACGCAGGAAGCUUCUUUGAUGUGUGCACUGUGCAUAACUGCAAAAAAAGAAGGGCUUUAAAAGGCUUAAUUACUCCACUGAAUGAGAGCAUGAGAGAAACGGAAGCUUCCUUGCCAAUCUUGUACUCCCCUGGAUACUAUACCAAACCAUCUCUGGAGGAGUUAGUGGCCCAGGAACUCCUUGACCCCGGUUAUUGUACCCGAGUUCCUAAUUUCACUGUUGGGAGGCUUGGUUAUGGAUCUGUCAGGUUUCUUGAGAAAACAGAUGUCAGGGGGUUGGAUCUAGAUCAUAUUGUGAAGUUUUAUAAACAUGAGAUAGUUGUAUACAGCGACGAAAAUGAUAAACCUGCAGUUGGUCAAGGCCUUAACAAGGCAGCUGAAGUAGUUUUAGUUCUAGAUACUGAACUACUGAAGUCUAAAGACAGGAAAGAUGAUUUUCUUGUGAAAAAAGUAAAACAAAGUACUGAGAGGCAAGGAGCAAGAUUUAUUUCGUUCGACCUAACAACUGGUGAAUGGAAAUUCUUGGUAGAUCACUUCAGUAGAUUCGGGUUUGGCGAAGAUGACGAGGAAGACAUUGUCAUGGAUGAUGCUGAUGGUGAGAUGUAUGAUGAUGAUAAAGAACCUUCUACAAAUAUGAACGGGAUUGAACUUUCUCACUCUCUUCCAGCUCAUCUAAGGCUUGACCCUGUUAAAAUGAGAGAAAUGAGAUUAUUGAUGUUCCCACAUGAAGAAGAGCCUGAGGAAUUGAGUCAUAAAGCAUCCAUCAGUAAGGAAUAUGCAAGGCCUUUGCAAAAUUCUGCUCAGGCAAUGCCCCAUAGAUCUACUCCACCAAUUGCAAGGAAAACUCCAUUUCCUUUACUUGAAUAUAAACAUGGGAGUUUUGAUGCAAAUUCUCCUGGGUCUAUUUUGAUGGUUCAGCAACAUAAGGGAAUGCCUCUGAAGACAAUAAAAGCGGAAGGUUUUAAGUUAGACCUCAAGCAUGAAACUCCAGUGUCAACAAACUAUGCUCGCAAUAUUGUAGAUGCAGGUCUAUUUAUGGGGAAGUCAUUCCGAGUUGGAUGGGGACCUAAUGGCAUUCUUUUACAUUCUGGUGCACCUGUAGGAAGUGGUAGUGAGUACAAGGUAUUAUCAUCUGUUGUCAGUUUGGAGAAAGUUGCUUUUGACAAUUUUGUUAGGGAUGAAAAUAACAAAGUGAGUGAGGAACUUGUUGAAUCUGCCUUGAUAUCUCCAUUAAAUUUUCACAAAGAAAUAAACCAUGUGAAGGAAGAGGUUAGAAUUGGUCCUUGCAAAUUGAAACUUCUAAAGCUUGAAGCGAAUUGUUCAAUGUUGUCAGAUAUUUCACAUGGCUACUGUGAUAUUAUUGAGAGGCAAUUGACUGUACCAGGGUUGUCUUCCACUACACGUUUGGGUUUAACACACCAAGUAAUGACCUGGGAAUUAAUCAGAGUUCUUUUCUUCAAUAGAAAACAAAAAGGUCAAGUAGAAUCUUUGGGUGCUGACAACGAGGAAGAUAUGAUGCAGGAUAUGAAGGAAGUUUAUCAAGAUGUUGACCAAGAAGCACUCCCACUUAUGAGGAGGGCAGAGUUCAGUUAUUGGUUGCGAGAGAGUGUUUCUUAUCAUGUUCAAAACCAAAUAAGCUCUCUAAAUGACUCUGAUUAUCUACAACAUGUUUUUGUAUUCCUCACUGGGCGGCAACUAGAUGAAGCAGUGCAACUGGCAGCUUCCAAAGGAGAUGUGAGGCUGGCUUGUUUGUUAAGUCAGGCGGGUGGUUCUACUGUGAAUCGCUCUGACAUUUCAAAGCAACUUGAUAUUUGGAGAAAGAAAGGUCUGGAUUUUAGUUUCAUUGAAAACGACAGAGUGAGGCUAUAUGAAUUGCUUGCAGGAAAUAUUCAUGAUGCAUUGCACGAGGUCGAUAUUGAUUGGAGGAGGUUCUUAGGUUUAUUGAUGUGGUACAAACUGCCGCCUGACACAUCAUUGCCCAUUGCUUUUCGGACAUAUAAGCAUUUUCUUGAUGAGGGAAGGGCUCCAUAUCCUGUUCCACUUUUUAUUGAUGAAGGACCAUCAGAAGAGGCUAUCAGCUGGAAUGCAGAUAAACACUUUGACAUUUCAUUCUAUCUUAUGCUUCUUCAUUCUAGUGAAGAGAGAGAAUUUAGCUUUUUGAAGGCUAUGUUUAGUGCAUUCUCUUCAACCCCUGAUCCACUUGAUUAUCACAUGAUAUGGCAUCAACGAGCAGUCUUGGAAGCAGUGGGUGUUAUCAAAUCUAAUGAUCUUCAUGUUCUAGACAUGGGGUUCGUGUCUCAGCUUUUGAGCCUAGGGAAAUGCCAUUGGGCCAUAUAUGUGGUCCUUCAUUUACCCUUUCGAGAAGACUGUCAAUUUCUUCAUGUGAAUUUGAUUCGGGAGAUAUUGUUCCAGUACUGCGAAAUUUGGAGUUCAGAUGAAUCUCAGCAACAGUUCAUUGAGGAUUUAGGCAUUCCUUCAGAAUGGAUUCAUGAGGCUCUGGCAAUUUACUAUAAUUAUAAUGGUGAUCUGCCAAAAGCUCUUGAGCACUUUCUUCAGUGUGCAAAUUGGCAGAAAGCUCAUACCAUUUUCGUAACAUCAGUUGCUCAUAGUUUAUACUUGCAAGCCAAACACUCAGAGAUAUGGAGGAUUGCAACUUCCAUGGAGGACCAUAAAUCUGAAAUUGAGAAUUGGGAGUUGGGAGGUGGAAUAUAUAUUUCAUAUUAUUUGAUGAGAAACUCACUUCAGGGAGACACCAAUGCGAUGACUCAAUUGGAUUCUCUUCAAAGUAAAAAUGCUGCCUGUCAGGAAUUUGUCAGUCAGCUUAAUGCAUCAUUGGCUGUUUGGGACCGCAAAUUACCUGUUGAUGCAAGAUUGGUGUAUUCGAAAAUGGGGAGUGAGAUAUGUGAUUUGCUGCUAUCUGCUGUGGGCGAGGGUGCUAGCCGAGAUGAACAGUUUAGCUGCUUUGACACUGCUUUCAGUGCACCAGUUCCAGAAGAUGUUCGCUCUGGUCACUUGCAGGACGCAGUGUAUCUGUUUACCAGCUUUCUCUCUGAGAUUGCUACUUAAUUCCACAGUUUGCCUAUUGCUUGUGAUUUUUGAAAUCAGAAAAGAAAUGCGUGUUACAGGGGAGGGAUCUUGAUCUGCAAUUGAGCCAUGACCAUGAAUUUUGUGCCUUUUUGUGUUAAUUGGUCUUGCAGGAUUAUGAAAUGAUGCUAAAUGUGAUUAUAAUAUCAUAUUCAUCCAUUUUUUUUGGGAA